Molecule: messenger RNA, 1238 nt
Organism: Cryptococcus deneoformans JEC21
Lineage: Eukaryota; Fungi; Basidiomycota; Tremellomycetes; Tremellales; Cryptococcaceae
Product: transcription/repair factor TFIIH subunit Tfb3, putative
Exons: 5
Coding region: 41-1159 (372 amino acids)
Biological process (GO): regulation of transcription by RNA polymerase II; nucleotide-excision repair; positive regulation of cyclin-dependent protein serine/threonine kinase activity
Cellular component (GO): transcription factor TFIIH holo complex
Molecular function (GO): cyclin-dependent protein serine/threonine kinase activator activity
Source: RefSeq, a predicted model, not a curated record
ACAAGACAUCGGAGCCCUGUGACUCUGACUACACUCCAUCAUGUCCCGAAUACCUCCAAAGAAGCUCGCUCCAUCGUCCUCUACCAUUCGUAGACCAGCCCAACCCACUCAUAGAGCACCCCAACUCAAACAGACCGGUCCUCGCGGGAAAGGUCAUGAAGAGGGAUAUCUCUACGUUGCUGGAGUCAAGGAUCCUAGCAAGCGCGUUACAGAGUAUCGCACGGAACAAGAUGUAUGCCCUAUCUGUCAUACUGAUCGACAAUUCAACAAGAAUCUGCGGUUACUCGUUUCUCCCUGUUAUCAUAAGAUGUGCGAAUCGUGUAUCGAUCGUCUUUUCACUCUUGGCCCUGAACCGUGUCCUCAAUGCGGCCGUAUCCUUCGUAAAGUAAACUUUGCGCAUCAGACGUUUGAAGAUCUCAAAGUGGAAAAGGAAGUAUCAGUUCGACGACGAAUGGCUGAUAUAUUCAACAAGCGGAGAGAUGAUUUCGAAAGUGAUCGACAGUAUGACGAUUACCUCGAACUAGUCGAAGACCUCACAUUUAAUCUUCUCAACGAAAUUUCCAUUCCUGAAACUGAAGCUCGUAUCGCUGAAUGGCAACGCCAAAACGAAUCCAUCAUCCAAGCCAACAAACACAAGACCGAGGAGGAAUCCAUGUCUCAAUCCAAGCGGGAAGAGAUUGAGCGUCGGGCAAGAGAAGAGAGGAUGAGGAUGAUUGAAGAGGCCGAGCGGGUUGAGAGAAUGGAGGAUGAGAGGAUAAAGACCGAGGUGACGCAGGCAUUGGCAAAGGGAGAAACGAAACGGGCGAGGGAAAUAGAAAUUGAAGCUAGAGAGGCAAAACGAUUACGCGCCGAAGCGCUCUUCAAAUUCGUACCCCCGUCACUCUUGUCAGCCCAACCUCAAGGAGACGUUUCUCAUUCUCCAUUAUCACCGUCAUACAAUGGCCCGUUCAUCCCUAUACCGUAUUCGAACCCUGAUACCGCCUCUUGGGCCGGAUGGUAUGAGGCCAAGGGAGAGUAUGUGGAUAGACGGUCGGGUGUGAUGUUCGUCAGGGAAGAUAGGGAGGGGAAAGUUAGAGGAGGAGGGUAUGACCUGCAGUUGUUCUGGGAAAUGGAAGUAAGAAGCGCAGUCGAAGCACUGGGCGUUGAGCCGUUGGUGUAAAGUGUAUCCAUGAUCAUUUAGUUGUAUAUUAUAGCAAGUAACAUCUUACAUAUUCCAUGAUUCACAAUGCAUGGCUCUA